AUGUCGGUUGGUGGGGUGAUGAGCAAGGUUAAACCUUAUCUCCUCGUCAUUUUCUUGCAGAUUGGUUUUGCAGGGAUGUAUACUAUCGCAGUUGCUUCGCUCAAGCGCGGUAUGAAUCAUUAUGUGUUGGUUGUGUACCGUAACGGGAUAGCUGCUGCCGUUAUGGCCCCUUUUGCUUUGUGGUUUGAGAGGAAAACAAGACCAAAGAUGACGCUGCGUGUCUUCCUCAAGAUAAUUACAUUAGGAUUACUUGAACCCGUUCUUGAUCAAAACCUUAGCUACAUGGGACAGAACAACACCUCUGCAGGCUUCGGUUCCACGUUAUUCAACACAAUCCCUGCAAUUACUUUUGUGAUGGCCGUAAUUUUCAGGAUGGAGAAAGUAAAUCUUAAGCAUAGACGAAGCCAAGCAAAGGUCAUCGGGACUGUCGUCAGUGUACUUGGUGCCUUACUUAUGAUAUUUUACGACGGACCGGUUGUAGAGUUUUUCUGGUCUAAAGGUCGAACUCACCAUAGCACCAGUGGAGCAAACAAUGGUGGAGGCAACUGGGUUAGCGGAACAAUUAUGUUACUGGCUAGCUGUGUAUUUUGGUCAGGAUUCUACAUCGUUCAAGCAAAUACUUUGGAGUCAUAUCCUGCAGAGCUCUCCUUAACAACCUUGAUAUGCUUUUCGGGCUCGGUGUUGAGCAGUGCAGUUACAAUCAUAAUGGAAGGAUGGACUGCAAAGCCUUGGUCCAUUGGUUUUGAUAUGAGACUCAUCACUGUAAUUUAUUCGGGAGUGAUAUGUUCUGGGGUUGCAUAUUAUGUGCAAGGGAUAGUGAUGAAGGAGAGGGGGCCGGUCUUUGUGACUUCUUUCAAUCCCUUAUGCAUGAUCGUAACAACUCUCUUAGGUUCCAUUAUUCUAGCAGAGGAAAUCACUCUGGGGAGGAUUCUUGGUGCUGUAGUCAUAGUGUCUGGCCUCUAUUCGCUCAUAUGGGGAAAGGGCAACGAUCACUUGACGGUACCUUCAGAUAAAAGCGGAAAGAAUAAUGGGUCCAUGGACUUACCGACGACCGCAGCUGUCACAGUUUCUCAAAGCAAGUUGGAGUUGCAAGUUAAAUGA
Molecule: messenger RNA, 1101 nt
Organism: Asparagus officinalis (garden asparagus)
Lineage: Eukaryota; Viridiplantae; Streptophyta; Magnoliopsida; Asparagales; Asparagaceae
Product: WAT1-related protein At1g21890-like
Exons: 7
Coding region: 1-1101 (366 amino acids)
Cellular component (GO): plasma membrane
Molecular function (GO): transmembrane transporter activity
Source: RefSeq, a predicted model, not a curated record